UUAUUCCGUUAUUUUUCUAAAAGCCGAACUAGUUAACCCAUGUCGCAGUGGAAAAGUGCAAAUAGUUUGCAACAACAAUCAGCCAGUUCAAUUCUCGAUCGCCGCAGAAAACGGUAUAGGAGCUGCUUUUUCUUUUUGGCGGGGUGGUAGAAACCCCAAACCACCCCAGCAUUAGCCUGUCCACAACAUUACUCAUGUAACGGGUGUGUGUGUGUGUGCAGUUGGUCGGUGUGAUAACGUAGUAAGCUCGGGCCUGCUCUCCUGACCGGCUGAUGUACGGGCUGAUAAACGUAACUGACUCGCUGUAGAUAAGAUUAAGAGCACCACACCAGCAAGCGUCGAACGCCACGAUAGAGACGCGUUUAGCAGGUCCGGGAAACAAGCGUACCGGGUGUUCCAUGCUGGUGAAAACCCACCUCAGAAACAGUUCAACCUGCUGACGUGCCAGAAGCGACCGACACGCGCGACAAUGAGUGACGAAAGUGUAGAACCGACCGCGCCGUCGGACGUCGUGUGUGAGGCGAAGAUUUUGUUCCGCCAGUUGAAACCCUUCCCGGUGAUCGAUGAGAACAAUAAUUACAAAAUCAGCACCGAACACUUUCUCGAGUCGUCGAAUCAAAUCAUCGAUGCGUUCGCAUGUUUUGGAAAGCUGUUCGCACCCAUCGUUAGAGACAUGCGGCAAAACGUUCAGAAAAUAACGGUCAAAUACAAACAGAACGAACCGUUGUUCCAGUAUCUGGAGGAUUUAAUUCUGAAGGACAAGGAUGGCAACGCUAACCCGUUCGACACCGUCACGGAUGGUUUGCUGUGGCUGAAGAGAGCGUUCGAAAUGAUGGAACAAUUCUUUCGCAACCUGCUGGAAGACGACGCGUGCAGUGAGCAGGUGAAGCCACACCUGAAAAAGGCGUACGAAGAAUGUUUGCUGCCGUAUCACGGCUUUCUCGCCCAGAAAGCGUUUCAGCUGUUACAUCUCUAUCUACCGACGCGAUCAUCACUGCUCGGACCGCCGGAAUCCAAUGCGGACAAUCUGAAGGCGCUGGACGAGUUUCUGGUGCUGUUUCGUGCUAAUUUAAAUCACAUUAAUGAAUUCUUCACCAAACAUGACCUACAUCGUACCUACAAAGCGUAGGGGAACCCCGCUAGCCUAGAUUCGCACCGACAAAAGCCUUACAUUAUUUAUAAUAAAAUUUUAUUACAAAAAACCA
Messenger RNA from Anopheles stephensi (Asian malaria mosquito), 1205 nucleotides. Its product is annotated as glycolipid transfer protein 1. Gene Ontology annotation, cellular component: cytosol; membrane; cytoplasm. The record is from RefSeq and is a predicted model, not a curated record. Gene Ontology annotation, biological process: intermembrane lipid transfer; ceramide transport. Gene Ontology annotation, molecular function: ceramide 1-phosphate binding; ceramide 1-phosphate transfer activity. The transcript has 6 exons. Lineage: Eukaryota; Metazoa; Arthropoda; Insecta; Diptera; Culicidae. The coding region runs from base 470 to 1129 and encodes 219 amino acids.